This is a messenger RNA of Salvelinus sp. IW2-2015, 7239 nucleotides long. NCBI's taxonomy places the organism in Eukaryota, Metazoa, Chordata, Actinopteri, Salmoniformes, Salmonidae. The record is from RefSeq and is a predicted model, not a curated record.
UGAAAUAACACACACACACACACACACAGUCAUGUACAGUAUACAGACAGAAUCAACUGUCUGUUAUUCACAGACAUUAACAGAACCUCUCUCCCCUCCUCCUCUUUCUCCUCCUCUGUUCCAGGCCUGCAAGUACUACAACUCCCAACUACACGUGGUCCAUUACAAGUAUGAUGAGUACGCAGGAGAUUACAGGCUACUUCCCAGGAAGCUGUACAAGGCGGAGAAGUUGCCCUCCCACUCCUUUGAGAUUGACCAUGAGGACGCGGACAAGGAUGAGGACACAACGUCUUUGUCCUCUUCUAAAGGAGGGGGAGGCGGAGGAGGAGGAGGGAUUGGUGUGUUCCGAUCGGGGUGGCUCUAUAAAGGGAACUUCAAUAGCACUGUCAACAACAGCAUCACUGUUCGGUCGUUCAAGAGGAGGUACUUCCAGCUGACGCAGCUGACUGAUAACUCCUACAUCAUGAACUUUUACAAAGAUGAGAAGAUCUCCAAAGAGCCCAAGGGCUGCAUCUUCCUGGACUCGUGUACCGGUGUGGUUCAGAACAACCGUCUGAGGAAGCACGCCUUUGAGCUGAAGAUGAACGAGGUGACGUACUUCGUGCUGGCGGCGGAGAGCGAGCAGGACAUGGAGGAGUGGAUCAGUACCUUGACCCGGAUCCUCCAGAUCAGCCCCCACGACGGGCCCGCCCCGCUGACGCAGCUGGACCGCAAGAGUGUAGACCUUACCGACACACGGCAGGACGUGUGUGAUCUGUCUAUAAGCGACGUGUGUUUACCUGAGAAUGAAGAGACGACAGAGAGCGGCAUCAACCCUGAGCUGGCUAAGUAUAUCUCUGAAACUGAGGAGUUGGUCCGAUCGGCCAGACGAGAAGAGAGGCUCAACCUGUUCUCCCUGGACCCUGACUCCCGGUCCCCUGUAGGGGUUAACACACCCUACACCCAUGUGUUGAGGAGUCCGCGGGGCGAGCACCCUAGAGGUGAAGGCCACCCAGUCCGUCCCUUCGAGGAGAAGCUGGGGAGGAGGCUGAUGAUCACCUGUCGAUCCCUCAACCUGACGCUGCAGGGCUGCAUCAAUGAGACCGAGACUGGUCCGGUCACCAACAUUGAGCCCUUCUUUGUGACUUUGGCCCUGCUGGAUGUGCGGGAGGGGAGGAAGGUGUCGGCCGACUUCCAUGUUGACCUGAACCACGAGACGGUGCGUCAGAUGCUGGGUGGGGCUGGGUCGGGAGGGCCCGGGGCGGGGCAGGAGAAUGGACUGAGCUCCCCUGCAGAGAAGAGACCUGGAGACUGUCACCUCAGCCUGGACCUGGACGACUGGCUCCGCUUCCCCAAACAGGCCAUCUUCUCAGUGACGAAUCCCCACACGGACAUUGUUCUCUUGGUGAGGGUGGAGAAGGUGCUGAUGGGAAAUAUUGCCGCGGGAACAGAGCCGUACAUCAAAAACACAGACUCGAGCAAGACGGUUCAAAAGAUGCUGAAAUCCAACAAGCAGUUCUGCAGUAAACUGGGGAAGUACCACAUGCCAUUUGCCUGGUCCAUCAGGUCUGUGUUUAAGGACAAUCAGGGGACGGUGGACCGGGAGUCUCGCUUCUCGCCCCUCUUCAAACAGGAGAGCAACAAGAUCUCCAGCGAAGAUCUCAUCAAGCUGGUGUCUGAGUACAGGAGGGCUGAGAAGACCAGUAAACUGCAGACCAUUCCAGGGAACCUGGACAUCACAGUGGACUAUGUCCCUAUGGAGCAUCCAAACUGUGUGACGUCAUCCUACGUGCCGGUCAAGCCCUUCGAGGACUGCAGCCAGCACCAGGCCACCGUGGAGGUGGAGGAGUUUGUCCAGGACUCCACCAAGUUCACCCAGCCACACCGCRUCUACAAGAACCACGUCUACGUCUACCCCCGACACCUCAAAUACGACGGCCAGAAGAGCUUCGCCAAGGCUCGUAACCUUGCAGUCUAUGUGGAGUUUCGGAGUUCGGAUGAGGAAGUUGCCAAACCUUUGAAGUGCAUAUACGGCAAGCCUGGAGGUCCAGUUUACACCACAGCAGCCUGUUCCAUAGUCCUUCACCACUCCCAGAACCCAGACUUCUAUGAUGAGGUGAAGAUUGAGUUGCCCACCCAGCUCCACGAGAAGCACCAUCUACUCUUCUCCUUCUACCAUGUGACCUGUGACAUCAACGCCAAGACCAACUCCAAGAAGAAGGAGGCCCUGGAGACCCCAGUGGGCUACUCGUGGCUGCCUCUGCUCAGAGAGGGUCGCCUGGCCUCACAGGAGUUCAACAUCCCUGUGUCCUGUAGCCUGCCCCCUGGAUACCUGCUCGUCAAAGAACCCGGAUCUACUAAGAACGGCUCGGAUCUGAAGUGGGUGGACGGAGGUAAGCCCAUAUUCAAGGUCUCCACCAACGUCCUCUCCACAGUCUACACUCAGGAGCCCCACCUGAAUCGCUUCUUCCAGCAGUGCCAAAAACGAGAGACGGACCUCUCCCAAUCACCUACCUCAAACUUCCUCAACUGCCUGAAGGGCUUACUGAGCAUUGAGAAGAUUCCGGUGAUAAUUCGUUUCCUGCCGGUGCUCUUCAACCAGCUGUUCAAGGUCCUCACCCAGAACGACAACGACGAAGUCACCACCACCACCACCAGGGUGCUGGUCCACAUUGUUGCUAAGUGCCAUGAAGAAAACCUAGACCACUACCUGCACUCCUACAUAAAGUUUGUGUUCAAGGCGGAGUCGCACGGCUUCCGGACGGUCCACGAGGAGCUGGCCAAGGGCAUGACCUCUGACCUGAAGAGCAACGAGCAGCCGGCCGUCAGGAACAUCCUCAGGUUUUCCUGGUUCUUCUUCGAACUCAUUGUCAAGUCCAUGGCCCAGCAUCUAAUGGAUUCAGACAAUGUCAAGCUCCCUCGACCACAGAGGUUCCCUUCAACCUACCUGAGUCGUCUGGAGAGCCUGGUCAUGACCGUGUCCGACCACAUCUUCUGGAAGAACAAGGAGCUGGCAGAGGAGACCCGCAGUGCAAACCUGGCCGUGGCAGCCUUUGUCAAGCGUUGCUUCACCCUCAUGGACCGAGGGUUCACCUUCAAGCUGAUCAGCAACUAUGUCAACAUGAUCACAGCCACUGACAACAAGGUGCUGUGUGAGUUCAAGUUUGAGUUCCUGCGAGAGGUGUGCAACCACGAGCACUACAUCCCUCUCAGUCUGCCCCUCCCUUCCGCUCGCAUCACAGACAACGCAUCACAAGAAACGCAAAGUGCUCAGGUGGAUGUGCCGGAGUACAGCCUGACGGGCGAGUUCUGCCGGAAGCACUUCCUGACGGGCUUGUUGCUACGGGAGCUGGGCCUGGCGUUGCAGGAUGAGCAGGACCUGCGCCACCUGGCCCUCGCCAGCCUCAAGAACCUGAUGGCCAAGCACUCGCUGGACGCCCGCUACGCCAUGAAGGAUAAGCAGGCGAGAAUAGCGUCCCUCUACCUGCCUCUGUACGGCCUCAUCCUGGACAACAUGCCUCGCUUCUUCCUCCGAGACCUCUUCCCCAUCUACUUCACCUCCAGUGACCAAGGUUCAAGAGAUGACCUGAGUGUGGGAGGGGGUGUGGCAGGUCCUGUGGCUCACGUCAUUCGCCAUGGUAACUCGGUGGAUGCCUCCUUUUCCAAAGAAGUGCUCAACUCCAUCACAGCCUUCUCCUCCCUGGCUGUUUCCACGGGUAACCAUGCCGACUCACGGGGUUCUCUGAUCAGCAUAGAGUCCAACCCCAGCACCAGUGACAGGAACAGCGAGAAGAUGGACGGAUGUGAAAAGUUUGCCCGGCCUCAGUCUCUGAUAGGCUUUGGAUCUCGCUUUGACAAGCUGGACCAGGCCGAGACGCGCAGUCUGCUCAUGUGUUUCCUCCACAUCAUGAAGACCAUAUCGGAGGAGGUGAUGGUUCCUACUGCACCGAGGCCAUACACCAGAGAUCUCCGACUUCUUCAACAUACUGGAUGUCAUUGGCUUGUGAACAGGAAGCUAGCAGCCGCGGUAAAGCUGGCCCAGGCCACCCAGAACAAUGGCACCCUGAAGGGCUCUAACCAUUCCACCCAGUCCUCCUCAGGCCUGCUCCCUCAAUGGAUGAUGUCAGGACAGGACGGCCAUCGGCACGCACGCUCCCAGACCAUGCCCAUCAUCCGGGCCAAGAACGCCCUGACCAACCCCAAGCUGCUGCAGAUGAUGGAGACAGAUGGGAACAUCCCAGAGGGUGACCACCUGAGCCCGACGGACAUCGAGGCCAAUCUGUCCACCGAGGUGGCCCUCAUCGUACUGGAUGUUCUGGGCCUCUUUGUCCAUCACCACAAGAAACAGUUACUGCAGGACGAGGGUCAGAACCUGCUGAUGAGGAAGGUGUUCGACACCUACCUCCUGUUCUUCCAGAUCAAUCAGUCCACCAGCACCCUGAGACACGUCUUUGCUGCCCUGCGCCUCUUCAUACAAGAAUUCCCCUCUGCGUUCUUCCAGGUAAGCGACUGUUGUGGCUGCCGUGUGCUACGAGAUCUGAAGUGUUGUAACCCCCGCUCCAGCCACCCAGCACUGCAGGCCUCUGCACUUCUCUACUUCUUCAUGAGGAAAAACUCUUGAGUUCACCAAGGGAAGUCCAUCGUCCGCUCCCCACUUCAGUUGAUCAAGGCAGUGAGUCAGCUGAUAGCGGAUGCUGGCAUCGGGGGCUCACGCUUCCAACAGUCUCUGGCCAUCAUCAAUAACUUUGCCAACGGAGAUGCUCCUCUCAAGAACACACCGUUCCCUGCCGAGGUGAAAGACUUGACCAAGCGGAUCCGCACGGUGCUGAUGGCCACGUCCCAGAUGAAGGAGCACGAGAAGGACCCGGAGAUGCUGGUGGACCUGCAGUACAGCCUGGCCAACUCCUACGCCAGCACGCCUGAGCUCCGGCGCACCUGGCUGGAGAGCAUGGCCAAGAUACACGUCCGCAACGGAGACCUCUCCGAGGGUGCAGAGAUGUGCGGCCAUGUGUACAUCCACAUCUCCGCCCUGAUCGCUGAGUCCCUCAAGAGGAGAGCGUCGUUCUCCAUGGGCUGGGCGGCCUUCCUGUGCAUCUCACCAAACGUGAAGGAAGAGGGGGCCAUGAAAGAGGACACAGGGACUCAAGAUACCCCCUACACCGAGGAUACUCUAGUGGAGCAGCUGGAGCUGUGUGUGGACUACCUGUGGAAGUCUGAGAGGCACGAGCUCAUCGCCGAUAUCAACAAGCCCGUCAUUGCCGUCUUUGAGAAGAGACGAGAUUUCAAGAGGCUAUCGGAGCUGUACUACGACAUCCACCGCUCCUACCUGAAGGUGACAGAGGUCGUGAACUCUGAGAAGCGUCUUUUUGGCCGAUACUACCGCGUGGCGUUCUAUGGACUGAUUGCGGGUUUCUUUGAGGAGGAGGAGAGUAAAGAGUUCAUCUAUAAGGAGCCCAAGCUGACAGGGCUGUCCGAGAUUUCCCAGAGGCUCCUCAAACUCUACUCGGACAAGUUUGGGGCCGACAACGUCAAGAUGAUCCAGGACUCCAACAAGGUAAACCCUAAAGACCUGGACCCCAAGUACGCCUACAUCCAGGUGACCUACGUAGUGCCCUACUUUGACGACAAGGAGCAGCAGGAGAAGAAGACGGACUUCGAGCGACAUCACAACAUCAAUCGCUUCGUGUUCGAGACGCCGUUCACUCUGUUGGGGAAGAAACAUGGCGACGUGGAGGAGCAGUGCAAGAGACGUACCAUACUAACCACGAACUCCACCUUCCCCUACCUGAAAAAGCGUAUCCAGGUGGUGGAGCAGCAGAGCACGGAGAUGAACCCCAUCGAGGUGGCCAUCGACGAGAUGUCCUGCAAGGUGUCCGAGCUCAACCAGCUGUGUGCCAUGGCAGAGGUGGACAUGAUCCGGCUGCAGCUCAAACUGCAGGGUAGCGUCAGCGUCAAGGUGAAUGCAGGGCCCAUGGCCUAUGCCCGAGCCUUCCUGGAAGAGAAAAAUGCCAAGAAAUACCCUGACAACCAAGUCAAACUGCUCAAGGAGAUUUUCAGGCAGUUUGCGGAGGCGUGCGGCCAGGCGCUGGACGUCAACGAGCGGCUGAUCAAGGAGGACCAGCUGGAGUACCAGGAGGAGAUGAGGGCCCACUACAGGGACAUGCUCACCGAGCUCUCCACUGUCAUGAACGAGCAGAUCCCUCACACAAGACCACCAGGAACAGAACGACACAGCGCCUUCUGAGCAGCCAGUAGGCAUGCUGGAAUCUGCCAAUGCCCAGGAGGACACGUUUCCCCAAAAUGGCUCCUGAUGACAGACGUCGUUCUUCCUCCUGCCAGGAAUUAUACAGGAAGGAGCGGGGGACUGGAACUGUGACUUUAUGGGACCUGGAAAAAAGGGAAUUGGAUGGGGAAGUCCAGAAGUCUGCAGACUUUGAUCAUGGUAGUCUGGAGUUGUGGUAGUAUGGCGUCCAGUCCUGGUGAUGAUGAUGAUGUCCAGUAGACCAGGUUGCUGUACUGUUACUUUGUUUUGUUUUUGCUCAAUCCAUGUUUUCGCUCCCCUGCCGACCGUCUCAUCUCCUUACUCUGUACACAUACACACACAGACAACACACGCCUUCUCUCCCCAGCCCCGUUCCUUUAGAAAAUGGUGACCUUAAUGAGCUCGAGGUGCGUUCAACAGAGCAAACGUUUGGUUGUAAUUCUGGCCACAACCAUGUCGAUCAUAAUUUGUCCAUAUUCUGUUGGUUAUCUUUAUGCCGCAAAUGUUUGCCACCUGUGUGGUUAGCAAUUCCAAAAGGUAUUGUAAAAUGACAGUUCAAGGAAUUCUAUAAAGGAAAUUAGGGUCACAUUCAGUAGUCAAACAUUGUUGAAUGUUGCAGAUAGAAAUAGCAUGAAUACAGCCAACAUGAUUACUUCCUCUAUAAGGCAGAGAGACAUGUUUGUUCCACAUCAUUUAUUUCUAUCAGAAUGUUCCACAUCGUUGUGUCCUGCUGAACAGAUUGACAUGUAGCCUAAUUCUUAUUUGAUUGAACACWCCUCUAGUUCCUGUUUGAAUGUAGAACAACUCUCGUAUAGCUACUUUGUAUCCUAACAUUCUGGAAUUCCCAGCUCACAAAUUUUCAAAUGGAAAGUUUAUGUUUUAUAACAUUUUUAUUAUUGAUAAUGUUGUUAUUAUUUACURUACUGUUUUAAAUUGUAAAUAAGAAUUAAUAUUUAAAAAAAUAUAUGAUUUUUUGUUUGGCUAAAUAAAAAAAAGAA